Trypanosoma cruzi is the source of this 1161-nucleotide messenger RNA. RefSeq lists its product as uncharacterized. The coding region runs from base 1 to 1161 and encodes 386 amino acids. Lineage: Eukaryota; Euglenozoa; Kinetoplastea; Trypanosomatida; Trypanosomatidae. The record is from RefSeq and is a predicted model, not a curated record. The transcript has a single exon.
AUGGAGAAGUACAGAAAGUACGGCGAUGCCGCGACGGGUAUCAACCCCUUUGUGCUCAUGCGGACGCCUACGACAUUUUCUGUGGUCGUUGCUGCGGUACUUUUUCCGCUGCGCCUUGCGGGGGCGUUGUUAUUUUUGCUGGCACUCGUUGUGCUGGAUCUGGCGGCAUAUUUCUUUUUCCUUAUUCCUGGUAUGUCGUGUGUGUCGUGGUGCCUGCUUGCGCCAUGCCAGCGGGAGCUUUUGCGGUGCCUGCUCUUUGCUCUUGGCAACAUUGGCAUCACGCGGGCGUCGCCGAGGGCGACGGCGGUGGCGAACGCAGCAGGCGGCGAUGCAACUCCGGUGGCAGGGGACGUGGUGGUUGUGAACAUGCAGUCCGUGUGGGAUAUGUGCGUGCUUGAGGUGGCAGGGCGGUUGCCGUUGUGCGUGGUUGCUUUCUACAUCGGCGGAGCUGCCGGGGCGAACUCGGGAGGGGAUGCAAACAAGAAGAAAACGGACCAUGACAGUCGUCACGACACGCUCCUUGUGAUGGAACCCUCUCCGUUCCAACGUUGGCGUGUGUGGUGGCAUAUUUACCACACAGGGUCGUUGGAGUUUCUUCGUGCCGCAGCAGGUGGCGAUUGUGGUGAUGACAAGAGCAAUACUGAGCCGGUCCUUCACCUUGCCGCGCUGCAGCAGCGAUGUGAGCGCAUUGGUGUGCCGAUUGUGCUCUUUGCGGAGGGCAGCUGCACCAACGGCAAAGGGAUGCUGCGCACAUCCCCGCUUUGGGUCCGCACCACCCCGAGGCGAGUGUUCGUCUGUGCAGUGGAUUAUGACACCACGGCGGUGCACACGGUGUUACGUCCCCAUCGACUUUUGUCGUUUAUUUUUUUAAUGAGUGCAUCACUGCAUGGCAGCCGCGAUCCGGCGUGGUACAGCCCGCCGUUCCCCACAGCUACGGUAAGGAUGGUUACGUUGCUGGAGAGCUCUCUGAGCAGCAACAGCAUACUUGCUACUAAAACUACUGCCGGUGACGGCGCUGCUGUCAUGUGGGAGGAGGCAAAGGUGCGACAGGCGUUGUGUGCCGCAUCCAAGUCGAGGCGUGUGUUGGCGGUUGGGCUUCAUGAGAAGUGCGGCUACGCGGAGGCGUGCGUCGGCGUGAAAGCAGGGAGCGUCUUCAAUUGA